AUGUCGUAUCAAUUAUUCAUUAUCAUAGUUGUUAUUAAUGCUAUUGGAUUUAUUAAUUCGACAAUAUUAUAUGUCAAUGUAUCAUUCACCGCAGUUUGGGCUGAAAAUGCAACAACAGUAGCAGGAUUAUCGAAUGGUACAGCUGGAACAUCAAAUAAUACUCUCAAUUCUCCUCGUGGUUUAAGUAUUUCAAGUGAUGAUAUUUUAUAUACAGCUGAAUGGAGAAGUGCUCGAAUAGUCGUAGUUAAUUUAACUAGUUUACAAGUUAUUAAUAUCAUUGGAUCAGGCUCAGGUAGUGCAAUCUAUCAGUUUGAUCAUUCUUAUGACGUUAUGAUUGUCAGUCAAUCAUUAUACGUAUAUGAUUCAUGGAACCACCGGAUACAAGAAUGGUCAAGGAAUGGUACAAAUCCAUCGACUAUAUUAACAGGAAGCUUUGGUCAUGGUUUUCAUGAAUUUAAAGAUAAAAAUAAUAACUUAUACAUAAGUGUAUAUGAUAGUCAUGUUGUAUUACGAUUUGCACCAAAUUCACAAACUGCAAUAACAAUUGCUGGUACUGGAGUUGCUGGAACUUUAUCAAGUCAAUUGAAUUCACCUAAUGGGAUAUUUGUUGACGAUGACCUUACUUUAUAUAUUGCUGAACAUCUAAAUCAUCGCAUUUCAAUGUGGAAAUAUGGAUCAUUUUUUGGAACAAUAGUUGCUGGUACAGGAACACCUGGUAGUAGUUUACAACAACUCAAUAAACCUACUGACGUUGUUCUAGAUCCAUACGGAUAUAUGUAUAUUACUGAAGAAGGAAAUAACCGAAUUGUUCGAUGGAAACUUGGUUCUGACUCUGGCAUUUGCAUAGCAGCUUGUACUGGUAUCAAUGGAACUCGAAUGAAUCAGUUAUAUGCUCCUGUUAGCAUUGCAUUUGAUAGUACCGGCUCAUUAUAUACUAGUGAUUAUUUUAAUAAUAGAGUACAAAAAUUUCAAUUUCUGUAUAAUGCAAAUCAAACAACAAUAACAACUACAGGUCACUCGAUUGCAACAGUACCGACUGCAUCAACCUUACGUAUUACGACAAAAUCGACUACAAAAAUAACAACAACAAAGCGCAGCUUAAUGACUUCUACGACAAAUAAUGGUCAAAAAAUAUCAGCAUCUUUUACAUUAUCUGGAACAACAAUUAUGGGAUGUUAUCUUCUAUUUAUGACUCUAUAUUAUAACUGCUAA
This is a messenger RNA of Adineta steineri, 1212 nucleotides long. The record is from the annotation of a GenBank genome assembly. NCBI's taxonomy places the organism in Eukaryota, Metazoa, Rotifera, Eurotatoria, Adinetida, Adinetidae.